Messenger RNA from Balaenoptera ricei (Rice's whale), 1732 nucleotides. It is a transcript of the gene SUV39H2, whose product is annotated as SUV39H2 histone lysine methyltransferase. Gene Ontology annotation, molecular function: histone H3K9 methyltransferase activity; zinc ion binding; protein binding. The transcript has 6 exons. The record is from RefSeq and is a predicted model, not a curated record. The coding region runs from base 93 to 1325 and encodes 410 amino acids. NCBI's taxonomy places the organism in Eukaryota, Metazoa, Chordata, Mammalia, Artiodactyla, Balaenopteridae. Gene Ontology annotation, cellular component: nucleus.
CCCGAGUUCCGCGCGGGCCGGGCUGGGGCGGGGCGUCGAGCCAGCUGAGCUAUCCGGUCAGACCGCGCCAGUUUGAAUGAAAGCUCCUCAAGAUGGCGGCGGCCGGGGCCGAGGCGCGAGGAGCUUGGUGUGUGCCUUGCCUAGUUUCACUUGAUACUCUUCAGGAAUUAUGUAGAAAAGAAAAGCUCACAUGUAAAUCGAUUGGAAUCACCAAAAGGAAUCUAAACAAUUAUGAGGUGGAAUACUUGUGUGACUACAAGGUAGUAAAGGAUAUGGAAUAUUAUCUUGUAAAAUGGAAAGGAUGGCCAGAUUCUACAAAUACUUGGGAACCUUUGCAAAAUCUCAAGUGCCCAUUACUGCUUCAGCAGUUCUCUAAUGACAAGCAUAAUUAUUUAUCUCAGGUAAAGAAAGGCAAAGCAAUAACUCUAAAAGAAAAUCACAGAGCUUUGAAACCUGCCAUUGCUGAAUACAUUGUAAAGAAGGCUAAACAAAGGAUAGCUCUGCAGAGAUGGCAGGACGAACUCAACAGAAGGAAGAAUCACAAAGGAAUGAUUUUUGUUGAAAAUACUGUGGACUUAGAGGGCCCCCCUUCAGACUUCUACUACAUUAAUGAAUACAAACCAGCUCCUGGAAUCAGCUUAGUAAAUGAAGCCACCUUUGGUUGUUCAUGCACAGAUUGCUUCUUUGAGAAAUGUUGUCCUGCUGAAGCUGGAGUUCUUUUGGCUUAUAAUAAAAAUCAACAAAUUAAAAUCCCACCUGGCACCCCCAUUUACGAAUGCAACUCAAGGUGUCAGUGUGGACCCGAUUGUCCCAACAGGAUUGUCCAAAAAGGCACGCAGUAUUCACUUUGCAUCUUUCGGACCAGCAAUGGCUGCGGCUGGGGCGUAAAGACCCUUGUGAAGAUUAGGAGAAGGAGCUUUGUCAUGGAGUAUGUCGGAGAGGUAAUCACAAGUGAAGAAGCUGAAAGACGGGGGCAGUUAUAUGACAACAAAGGAAUCACAUAUCUCUUUGAUCUGGAUUAUGAAUCUGAUGAAUUCACAGUGGAUGCAGCUCGAUAUGGAAAUGUGUCUCAUUUUGUGAAUCACAGUUGUGACCCGAAUCUUCAGGUGUUCAACGUUUUCAUUGAUAACCUCGACACCCGUCUUCCCCGAAUAGCAUUAUUUUCCACGAGAACUAUAAAUGCUGGAGAAGAGCUCACUUUUGAUUAUCAAAUGAAAGGUUCUGGAGAUAUAUCUUCAGAUUCUAUUGACCACAGCCCAGCCAAAAAGAGGGCCAGAACUGUGUGCAAAUGUGGAGCUGUGACUUGCAGAGGUUACCUCAACUGAAUUUUCAGGAAAUAGAACUGAUGAUGAUUAUAGUUUUUUCCCUAAUGUUGUUACCAUUUUUUAAAAAUAAGUAUUUGGGACUCUUUUCAUAUUAUCAAGAGUAUACACUAUGUUAAUUUACAAUUCGUGUUUCAAACUAUUGGCCAAAUGCAUUACUGAUGCUUCUGAAGAGAGUGACACAGGGUCACAUAGACUAAUUUGAAAUAUACAUAUUCAGACUAUUUACAGAUCUGUGUAGAAGUCUGUGUGAAUAGAGAAAUGCCUCCUUCGGUGUUCAAGUUUUAAACUAAUGAUGUAACAGUCACUAAGAUCAAACAUUCGACUUGCCAUACACCUUGAAUUUAGAGAAAUAGAGUUAAUUCUUAUUGGACAAAUAUACAAGUUCUAUUUUUGUUAUUGUCAUUCCU